Molecule: messenger RNA, 3530 nt
Organism: Thunnus maccoyii (southern bluefin tuna)
Lineage: Eukaryota; Metazoa; Chordata; Actinopteri; Scombriformes; Scombridae
Gene: ercc2
Product: excision repair cross-complementation group 2
Exons: 23
Coding region: 155-2437 (760 amino acids)
Biological process (GO): positive regulation of mitotic recombination; nucleotide-excision repair; transcription by RNA polymerase II
Cellular component (GO): nucleus
Molecular function (GO): ATP binding; damaged DNA binding; DNA helicase activity
Source: RefSeq, a predicted model, not a curated record
ACCGUAGAAGAAGAACAAUAGCAGUAGCAUGUUUGCAGCAUCGCACCACUCCAGUGUGUCUGGUGUUUUUUCAUAAAACAGUCAUCAGUAACUGUUUCAAAGUACCGAAAGUGACUGAUAAGGAAGAGGAGAGGCUGCUACAAAUUUUGCAAAAAUGAAGCUCAACAUCGACGGUUUGUUGGUGUAUUUUCCAUAUGACUACAUCUAUCCUGAGCAGUACUCCUACAUGCUGGAGCUGAAGAGGACGCUGGAUGCGAAGGGUCAUGGAGUCCUGGAGAUGCCUUCAGGAACAGGGAAGACCAUCUCCCUGCUGUCUCUCAUCAUUGCCUAUCAAAAGGCCUUUCCUUUGGAUGUGACCAAGCUAAUAUACUGCUCCAGAACAGUUCCAGAGAUUGAGAAGGUCGUGGAGGAGCUCAGGAAGCUGAUGGAGUUUUAUUCCAAGGAAACCGGAGAGAGCAACAACUUCCUGGCUCUGGCCCUUUCCUCCAGGAAAAACCUCUGCAUCCACCCCGAAGUGAGCUCUCUGCGCUUCGGUAAGGAAGUUGACGGAAAGUGUCACAGUCUGACGGCGUCGUACAUUCGCGCACAACGACACAGCAACCCCAACCUGCCUAUGUGUCGCUUCUAUGAGGAGUUUGAUGCGGUCGGCCGGCAGGUUCCUCUUCCCGCAGGCAUCUACAACCUCGACGACCUGAAGGACUUUGGCAGGAGGAAAGGCUGGUGUCCUUACUAUCUGGCACGCUACUCGAUCCUACAUGCUAACAUCGUGGUGUACAGCUACCACUACCUGCUGGACCCCAAGAUAGCCGACCUGGUGUCCAAAGAACUGGCCAAGAGUUCUGUGGUGGUGUUUGAUGAGGCUCAUAAUAUAGACAACGUGUGUAUCGACUCCAUGAGUGUGAACAUCACCAGACGAACGCUGGACCGAUGCCAGAACAACGUGGACACGCUGCAGAACACCAUACAGAAGAUAAAGGAGACAGAUGCUGCUAAACUGAAGCAGGAGUACAGGCGACUGGUGGAAGGGUUGAAGGAAGCCAACGUUGCCAGGGAAACAGACGUCUACCUGGCAAAUCCAGUGUUGCCAGAUGAAAUUCUUCAAGAGGCCGUCCCCGGCACCAUUCGCACAGCAGAACACUUUGUUGGUUUCUUGAGGCGUUUCCUGGAGUAUCUGAAGGCCCGUCUGAGAGUCCAACACGUCAUACAGGAGAGCACCCCGCAGUUCCUCAAAGACAUCUUCGACAAAGUCUGCAUCGACCGCAAACCUCUCAGGUUUUGUGCAGAGCGUUUGCAGUCGUUACUACGAACUCUGGAGAUUGCUGACAUCGCAGACUUCUCGGCCGUUACUCUCAUCUCUAACUUUGCUACUUUGGUCAGCACCUACAGCCAAGGUUUUACUAUAAUCAUCGAGCCGUUUGAUGACAGAACUCCAACUAUUGCCAACCCUGUGCUGCACUUCAGCUGCAUGGAUCCGUCUAUAGCCAUCAAACCUGUUUUUCAAAGAUUUCAGUCGGUCAUCAUCACCUCGGGGACUCUCUCUCCGCUGGACAUCUAUCCCCGAAUCCUUGACUUCCGCCCCGUUACCAUGGCGUCCUUCACCAUGACGCUGGCUCGGACCUGCCUCUGUCCUCUGAUUGUCGGCAGGGGAAACGACCAGGUGGCGCUCAGCUCAAAGUUUGAGACCAGAGAGGACUUUGCUGUGAUUCGUAACUAUGGCAACCUACUUCUGGAGAUGUCCGCCAUUGUUCCUGACGGCAUUGUGGCAUUUUUCACCAGCUACGUCUACAUGGAGAACAUAGUUGCGUCUUGGUAUGAACAGGGAAUCCUGGAGAAUAUUCAGAGAAACAAGCUGAUCUUCAUUGAGACUCCGGAUGCUGCAGAAACCAGCAUGGCCCUGGAGAAAUACCAGGAGGCGUGUGAGAACGGCAGAGGAGCCAUCCUGCUGUCUGUGGCCAGAGGGAAGGUGUCUGAGGGAAUAGAUUUCGUGCACCACUUCGGCCGGGCAGUCAUCAUGUUUGGAGUCCCGUAUGUUUACACACAGAGCCGCAUCCUGAAGGCUCGUCUGGAGUACCUUCGGGAUCAGUUCCAGAUCAGAGAGAAUGACUUCCUCACAUUUGAUGCUAUGCGUCACGCGGCCCAGUGUGUGGGCAGAGCCAUCAGAGGCAAGACGGACUACGGACUCAUGAUAUUUGCUGACAAGCGUUACGCCCGAGCAGACAAGCGUGGGAAGCUUCCUCGCUGGAUCCAGGAGCACAUCAACGACGGCAGUCUGAACCUCACCGUGGACGAGGCGGUCCAGCUCUCUAAGCACUUCCUGCGUCAGAUGGCUCAGCCGUUCAGACAGGAGGACCAGUUGGGUCUGUCUCUGUUGACUCUCGAGCAGCUGGAAUCGGAGGAAAUGUUGCAGAAAAUCACUCAGAUCGCUCACCAGACCUGAAGGUGACAUACACUGCAUAAUGUCAUCACCGUGGCAACGCCCAUGAUGGUGGGGGUCAUCGGCUGUUUAAAAUGUUUAGAACUGGAUCAGAUAGCAGAUGCAACUUAAGAGUUUAUUUUUUACCUACGUGGAGUGCCAGAUGUUUGAGGUUCACCACAUCAGGACAGUUCAGAUGUACAAUAACAAACAUGAGACAUAUUUAAAAACACACGUUGGAGCAGCUCUGGCUCUGUCAGUGUUAAACACCACCAGUCUGGACCUAUUUUAAAAACAAAACUAAACACUCAGCAUUCAGUAUUUUGAGCCACACACUGAGUCUACUGAAUAUUAUCACCCUGCCUUUACAUAGUGCUCUGUGUCAAUCAGCAUAUAUACUGUAGUGUUGAAAUGCAAACACAUUUUAUCAGAUUUAGCCUCACUAGUCCAACCAAUAGACCUCAAGAGUGUGUGACAGGAUUUAUUUUUUCAUAAUUAGUUGACACACUUUUGUGCAAACUUUAAUAGCUGGUUUACAUGUUGAUCCUACAUCCUCUUGCACCAAACCAACACAAGGCAGUGAUGGAGAUCAGUUAAGAGCCAAAGCCCAGCUCAGCUUCAUCUCAUUAAAGGUCCUAACAUUUUGUAGACUCAGUGAACAUUUUCAAGUAUUACAGAUAACUAACAGAUGCACUAAGAGACGAUAUAACAGAAAUACCAACAAUAGUUCUAUUAUAAUGAAAACUUUUACUUGAAAUCCUAGAAAGGUGUGAGCUCUUUUUAGGCACUCCAGAGCUACUGUAGGGUUGUGACACAAAACAUUUGUUGCUUUAAAGACCAAUAGUUAUUAUCACACUGUGCGCUGUUUUUAACUUGUAUCGUUUUGAGAACAUUUUUGCUUAAAAAUGAGACAAACAGACGUGUUUAAGAUAAGAAAAUGUUGCAUUAACUACAAAAAAUGUUAUUCCAUGUGCGGGUGUAACAUCGGUCCAUAUAGUGUCUGUCAUACAGACAAGACGACUGUUAGUGUCCUUUUUCUACUGCAACUGUACAUAGAAAUAUUUGUAUCUGUUUUUCAUUGAGAAAGUUGGAAUAUAAAUGUUUGUAUUUAAAGGCU